This is a messenger RNA of Miscanthus lutarioriparius, 384 nucleotides long. NCBI's taxonomy places the organism in Eukaryota, Viridiplantae, Streptophyta, Magnoliopsida, Poales, Poaceae. The record is from the annotation of a GenBank genome assembly.
AUGGACGACGGCGGCGAGCCAACCAAGUACCGCGGCGUGCGGCGCCGGCCGUCGGGGAAGUUCGCCGCCGAGAUCCGCGACUCCAGCCGGCAGAGCGUGCGCGUGUGGCUCGGCACCUUCGACACGGCCGAGGAGGCCGCAAGGGCGUAUGACCGCAAGGCCUACGCCAUGCGCGGCCACCUCGCCGUGCUCAACUUCCCCGCCGAGGCGCGCAACUACGUGCGCGGCGGCGGGUCGUCGUCGUCAUCGUCGUCUUCCCACCAGCAGCAGCAGCAGGGAGGAGGAGGAGGAAGCGGCGGCGGCCGGCAGGUGAUCGAGCUGGAGUACCUGGACGACCAGGUGCUGCAGGAGAUGCUCAAGGGCGGCGACGGAAAAAAUAACUAG